Phytophthora nicotianae INRA-310 is the source of this 1650-nucleotide messenger RNA. RefSeq lists its product as hypothetical. The transcript is spliced from 4 exons. Gene Ontology annotation, cellular component: nuclear pore. The coding region runs from base 55 to 1512 and encodes 485 amino acids. NCBI's taxonomy places the organism in Eukaryota, Oomycota, Peronosporomycetes, Peronosporales, Peronosporaceae. Gene Ontology annotation, biological process: intracellular transport. The record is from RefSeq and is a predicted model, not a curated record.
CGGACAGGCGAAAACCACAGGCAGCAAAGAGCUCAAGCGGGACUCGAGUUGGCCAUGGCGAAGCGACGCAACGAGAACGGCCAGAUGCGCCGUGAGGAGUACGAGGCUGCAGACGACGACGUGAGCGCCGACUCGUUCGAGAUCGGCUUCCAGCGCGCCAGUGACGAGUCCAUUCGCAAGCGCAAAAUCGUUAAGGCGCGCGUCGGCAGCCGUCCCCCGGUGGCCAAGCCCAAGGCGGCAGCUACUGAAGAUGAUGCGGCCAAAAGCAACCCGUUUGGAGGGUUCCAGGGACUCACUGCGGCCAAACCCGCUGCUUCGUCCAACCCGUUCGCGGGAUUUUCGGGUCUUACAGGCGCAGCCAAGCCCGCUGCUGAGGUGACUACUGUAGCCAGCAGUGGCUCGAGUGCUGCGGCGUCUGGAUCAUACCAGCAGGCGAUUGAGGGGCUCAACAAGGAGUUCCUAGCCUUCGUGAAUAGUCAGGCGCAGAAGAACCCGAGCGCGAGCUGGGUGGGGGCAGUUCAGGAUUAUUUGAAGUAUGCGAGCGAAAUCGCUACGAAACACGCUUCCACCAAGCCCGUUGCCAUCAACGAGACCAAGCUCGCUGCACCUGCUCCAUUUUCGUUUGGUACGACUCCAGCUCCUGCUGCGCCACCGAGUUCGUCCUUCUCUUUUGCUGCCAAGAAGGCCGAUGAACCGGCGAAACCUUCCGCUACCAGUGGCUUUUCGUUCGGUGCUGCGUCCAAGAAAAACGAUGAGGCCGCGAAGACUUCCAGCGGUGGAUUUUCAUUCGGUGGCUCUGCUAAGAAAGACGACGAACCAACCAAGUCUCCAGCGAAAGCUGCUACUGGAGGGUUUUCUUUUAGUGGCGGCGGUAGCUCGCUGUUCUCUUCAAAGUCGUCGGACACAGAAGAGAAAACCACGCCUGCGUUCUCGUUCGGAGGUCUGCCCAGACCGGCGGCUUCUGCAACGUCCUCUACCCCCGCCACUGGUGGGUUUUCAUUCGGCAACCUGACUGCUCCCAAGAGCGCAGCACCAGCCCCGACUGGUGGCUUCAGUUUCGGAGCUUCGGCACCUGCUGCGACUUCCGCAUCGACUGCUGCUGCUGUUGAAGACGAGGAGAACAUUGGACGUGAGGAGGCGACUGUCAUUAUCAAGGCUGAUUCCCCCGAUGAUGACUGCACGUUUGAAGCUGACAAGGCCAAGAUCUUUGAGUUCAAGAAGGACGAGAAGCGUUGGGCAGACAAGGGCGUGCACCCGCUUAAGGUACUCGUCAGCCAGGAGACCAAGAGCGCGCGGAUCCUGGUCCGCAACGAAAUUGGCAAGAUCGUGCUGAAUUCGGCGCUGUACAAGGGCAUGGCCAUCCGUCCGCACGAAGCGAAGGGCAAGAAGACAGGCGUGACACUCGCAUUGCAGGUCGAAGGCGGCGAAAUGACCCAGUUCCUGCUGAAGGUGAACGCCGCGAGAGUAGACGAGCUCAUCAAGGCGCUCGAGACGGCUGCUGGCUCGUCCUAAUGUGUCAAAGACGUUUAAACCACCUCGUAUGGAUGCGUUAAUGCACUCACAGUUGUCAUCCUGGCGAUGUCCUCCUGAUGUAGCCAUCUAUCAUAAACCUCCGUAAACGUAUAUUUAUGCACCAUUUGUAUUAUGUAU